Molecule: messenger RNA, 1428 nt
Organism: Postia placenta MAD-698-R-SB12
Lineage: Eukaryota; Fungi; Basidiomycota; Agaricomycetes; Polyporales; Adustoporiaceae
Exons: 10
Coding region: 1-1428 (475 amino acids)
Source: RefSeq, a predicted model, not a curated record
AUGGGAGUUUGGGGAAUACGCAUUGUCUGCAACAGCCACGAGGUCUCUACAGAUGUCAGAAGCAUUGAGACCUGCAUCAGGGAUAUCCCACAGCUGUGGAUCAUCGAACCGGCUCUCGGAACCCUGACAAACCUCCUGCGGGUGGCUGUGACCUGGGCCAGGCUCCCGUUCUAUCUCACGGUUAGCACAUUGCCGAAUAUUGAACGACACCUGCGCGAGCAAGCUCUAGUAAAGGCUCUAAGAUCUGCACGAAUCGCCGUUUAUGACGCCUGGCUAUUCCAACAGAAGCCACAGUUACUCGCUUCCCCAUGGCUCCCACAGAGCCAGCGUCCCCGAGAAGUGGCACCGGUCAAUUUCGACCGCGUUUCGUGCAAUGUAGCUGGGAGGCACAAGUAUAAAUAUGGACAGCCAAUAGAGCUUCUCCGGCGUCGUCUAGAAGACUCCUGCAUCGCACUUGGACUUGGACAUCUACAAUACACCAUGAAGUACUUUGCCGUAUUUGCCGCCCUCGCAGCGACCUGUCUCGCACAGACCACUAUCACCAUUCAGACUUCGUUGGCCAACAACACGGUGUCCCCUGGCCAGAACUUCACCGUUGAAGUUACCAAGCCGGUCGAGCCCACCCCUUCUGUCGAGGUGGCUAUCGUUAUCGGCCUGGUUCAGUGCCCAGACAACAACUGCCAGGACCCGAGCUUUAACAUCUCGCAGGACAUCGGCUCGACGCUCUACUACGGGCCGUACAACCCGCAAUACGACAGCAUCACUCCCCCGGACCACAAGCCGCCCUACCAGAACUUCACCGUGCAGGCCCCGAUGCAGCUCGUUUCUGGACAAUCUCUGGCUUUGAGCGUCACGCGGCUGGCUCUAUUCGAGGUACAUCCUAAGCAACCGGAGUUCUACCUCACUGUUCACAUGGGUGAAGGCGCCUCUCUCGACACACGCAAACCUAGCCCACAAGCGGCCUUCUGCCGACCACUUACAGCAUCGCGCAAGUCAUGCAAGAUCAUGCAAGACGUCCGGAACACUCCGAUCACUUCUCCCGAAGUUGAGGUCGGAGACGAGCUAAGCGCCAAUGGGCACUUCCGUAACCUCCUUGUCAGUGUCCAAGCGCUUCUGUGGUUCGAUCAUGGAGAUACUGUCGCCGCCCAGGGUCAUUUGCGCGAUCCGGAUCAACAGUCAAUUGUCGGAUCUGCGAAAAAGGAGACACUGCCCACUUGGACGCGUGUGGUCCGCGAAUUCGGAGGUUGGCCUUUACAACUGAUCUACAGACACACCUUGGAAGUAUCUGUUUCGACGGGAAGCUUCGGUGAGAAUAGAAGGUUCGCCGUUAUUGGGAGUGGUGUGAACGCUCACGAAUAUGCGUAUUUCUUCAAGCCUGCCGUAGCCCAGAUUGGACCACUGAAGACGCCUCAGACAGUGUGCGGGUGA